Punica granatum (pomegranate) is the source of this 1013-nucleotide messenger RNA. Lineage: Eukaryota; Viridiplantae; Streptophyta; Magnoliopsida; Myrtales; Lythraceae. The record is from RefSeq and is a predicted model, not a curated record.
AUCCAGAAGAAGAAGAAGAAGCAGUAGAGGAAGGACAGAGGAGGGGGCAGAGUCAUGGCGGCAGUGAAGAGGAUCAAGUUGGGGUCUCAGGGCUUCGAGGUGUCCGCUCAGGGGCUUGGCUGCAUGAGCAUGUCUGCCUUCUACGGGUCCCCGAAGCCCGAGCCCGACAUGAUCGCCCUCAUCCACCACGCCGUCAACAGCGGCAUCACCUUCCUUGACACCUCCGAUGUCUACGGCCCUCACACCAACGAGAUUCUCCUCAGCAAGGCGUUGAAGGGGAUAAGGGACAGAGUCCAAUUAGCUACCAAAUUUGGGGCUUAUUUUGAAGGCGGGAAGAUGCACAUCCGUGGAGACCCAACCUACGUGAGGGCAGCCUGCGAGGGCAGCUUGAAGCGGCUCGAUGUCGAAUGUAUUAACCUCUACUACCAGCACAGGAUCGAUACUCGAGUCCCCAUCGAAGUGACGAUUGGGGAGUUAAAGAAACUCGUUGAGGAGGGGAAAGUAAAAUACAUCGGUCUGUCCGAGGCCUCCGCUUCAACUAUCAGAAGGGCCCACGCCGUUCAUCCAAUAACUGCUGUUCAGUUGGAGUGGUCACUGUGGUCGAGAGAUGUUGAGGAAGAAAUAAUUCCCACCUGCAGGGAACUUGGGAUCGGGAUUGUCGCAUACAGUCCUCUGGGACGAGGGUUCUUCUCCGUGGGCCCAAAACUGGUUGAGAACUUGUCGAGCGAUGAUGCCAGAAAGGUCCGUAUCAUUUGCCUUAGUUUUGUGACAUGAUUUAUUAAGCAUGAGCGAAAAGAUAGUCUUACACUUCUAACGGGCCGGGAGGAAGGCAUAUCCACAAAAGCUGCCUAACGUGAAGUCCUGGUGAAGUAUUUGGUGCACCAUAAAAUAAGCUCAAAAGCUUCAGUUAAUGGUUCAAUUUGAAGAUUGGUGCAUGGCAAUAAGCAAGGACAGUGCACACUGUCUAAGUACAAUUUGAAUUGAACUUAUUAAGUUACUUGAAUUUUCUCUGC